Brenthis ino (lesser marbled fritillary) is the source of this 2646-nucleotide messenger RNA. NCBI's taxonomy places the organism in Eukaryota, Metazoa, Arthropoda, Insecta, Lepidoptera, Nymphalidae. The record is from the annotation of a GenBank genome assembly.
AUGGAUAGUUCUGUUCUUUCAACAGAAUCUAUCUUUGAAAGUAGCAAUUUGAGUGAAAACCAGUGUGAGAGUAAUAGUUUGAUGGCGGGACAACAGGAAUGUGAAGAUUCGAUACAGAACAUGUCUGAAUUGACCGACAAUGCAAGGCGUAUGAAGAGGAACCGAAAUGAGGGAAUAUUACAAAGUGAUGAGGAGAGUGCGGAAGAUUUUAUAGUUGUACGAAGGAAAGCAAAGCGAGUAGCACGAAUACCCAAUAAUAAUGAUAUGCUAGAAGAAGUAUUGUCUAGCCAAGAAAGUAUAGUAGGUGAAACAUGUAUAACACAUCAUGAAAGAGGAGUAGAUCUAUUUGUAAAUGAAGAAAAUAAAACCUAUGACACUCUGGAAGAGAAUGCUUUUCAAUCAAAUGAAAAUACUACACAAUAUAGAAAGAAGAAGAAAAACAACAAAAAUAAGAAAACACAAAAACAACAAAAUGUAGUAAAUCAUAUCGAAGAAAGUGAAAAUCAAGAAAUAGAAAAGAAAAGCGAGGAUAGGAAUAAAAGUAGGAGUGAAACAAAAAAUAAUAAUAAUUUUGUAACCCUAAUAACAAAACUUAAAGAUAUUGUAUUAUCUGGUAGUGAUCAUUUAAUCAUUAAGUUCUCCUUGGAAUUUCAAAGUAAUGUAACGUUUACUAAAUGUCGAAAUUACAAAUUUGCAAAUUGGCAAGAAUAUCAAAAUUUAUUGAAAAAUAGUCUUGGUUACCCCACUGAAUAUAACAACGUUCAAGAAAUGUAUGAUUAUUUUAUAGACGAAAUAAACAAAGCCGGAGAUCAAAGUAUACCUUUUAAAAAAAUAUGUACUAAUCCUAGUCAGGUAUUUCAACCAAAAACAUAUUGGGAUUCUUCAUUGUCUCGAGCUAUAGCAGAACGACGUUUGGCUUUAAAAAAAUUUCGACGUAAUCCUAUCCCUAACAAUUUUGAUAAACUUACAUCAAAAAUAGCAGAUGCUCAACGAUUAACUCGACGUGCUAGAACUAAUGAUUGGCAAGGUUUUUGUACACAAAUCGAUGAAGUUACGGACAUUCCUACUAUGUGGAACAAAAUGUGUUGGAUGAAAGGAGUAAAACCGAAGUAUUCUCAAAUAACUGAAAGUAUGAAAAAAGACCUUUUACAUUCUCUGACUCCAGAUUAUGCAGAAUACCCGCAACCCACACUUCAUUCGGACAAUGAAGCAUUGCAGCAGGAUUUUUCAUUAGAAGAAUUACAAAAUUGUCUCAAGAAAAAGGAUACUGCUCCAGGGGAUGAUAAUAUUACUUACAGUAUGAUAUACAACUUACCCAAUGAAGGUUCAUUACAUGUAAGGACUGAAGACAAUAGAAGUAAUAAAAAUCGUUUUAUGACUACAAAUAGGGAAAGACCUAGGGUAGGACAUAAAUUUAAUGAUAAAUUUAAAUUAUUCUCACGAAAACGAACCCGUGAUCUAGUUAAUCAAACCGAUGAGCCACCUAAAAAGAAGUUCAUAAAAAGAUGUGUAUUCUGUAAACAAGAUCAUUUUAAUGACGAGUGUACUAAUUUUAAAACUGUACAAGAUAGAAAAUCAUAUUUAGGCAAUCGUUGUUAUAAUUGCUUUGGUGGAGGACAUAAAUCUAAGAAUUGCUUUUCUAAACGAAAGUGUAGGCAUUGUAAUAAAUUUGGGCUCCAUAAUCGUGCUUUAUGUCCCAAUAGAUCAGCCCCGCUAAUGAAAUCAUCGCAAACUGAUAGUCUGCAUAUUAGUUCUGCAGUAACAACCACUUUACUUCAGACUUGCCUUGUUAAUGUUAGUGAUUUGAGUGACAAGCCUAAAGAGAAAACUUGUAGAUUAUUACUUGAUUCUGGUAGCCAACGUUCAUAUAUAACAUCAUCAAUUGCAAAUCAUUUAAACCUGCCCACUAUAGAAAAUGUAGAUUUGUCUAUUUUUACAUUUGGUACGAAAUCUCCACAAUAUAUAAAAAGUCGUGUAGUUAAUUUUAUAAUUAAGACGCGAAUCGGUGUAAAGCGAUCUAUAUACGCGAAUGUAGUACCUCAUAUUACUAAUUCCGUACAAGCGCCAGUAUUUAAUAAUUCAGUGAAAUUAUUACAAGACAGUAGAUUAAACAAACUCAUUUUAGCAGAUGAUGGUUCUUAUGGAGAUAAAAUAGACAUUUUAAUAGGUAAUGAUUAUUAUCAUACAUUUAUAUCGAAUGAAAAGUUAUGUAUUUCUGAUAAUCUUUUCAUGGUAAGUUCAGAUUUUGAGUGGGUAUGGUCAGGUAGAGUAAACGAAACAAAUACGGUAGAUCAAUUAUCAGUUUUAACUUAUUUUCAAUCAGCAGGAAUUUAUGAUAGUAAAUUACAUAAACCGGAUCUUCCAUUAAAGACAGACGAUGUUAAAAGGUUAUGGGAUCUAGAAUCGAUAGGAAUAGUAGAUUCUCCAAAAUGUUCUCGUGAUGAGGAAGCGAUUAAACAAUUUAAUAAAACUAUUCAGUACAAAGGCAAUAGAUAUUACGUUAAAUGGCCUUGGGCCGAAUAUCCUCCUAAUUUACCUAAUAAUCUAGGCUUAGCUUAUGGUCGUCUAAGUAAUUUAUUGAAACGUUUAGAUAAUUUAACUAUAAAGUCAUAUGAUAAAGUCAUUCAGAACAAUUACAGAAUGGUG